Molecule: messenger RNA, 1731 nt
Organism: Sordaria macrospora k-hell
Lineage: Eukaryota; Fungi; Ascomycota; Sordariomycetes; Sordariales; Sordariaceae
Biological process (GO): mRNA splicing, via spliceosome; spliceosomal complex disassembly
Cellular component (GO): U2-type post-mRNA release spliceosomal complex; nucleus
Molecular function (GO): DNA binding
Source: RefSeq, a predicted model, not a curated record
AUGAGUUCUUUCGGAAAGCGCAAGCCGCGCAUCAUCCAGACUUUUGACGAUGAGGAUGGCGACCUUCCUACGCUGCUUGGAGGAGAGGAGCCCAAGAAAGAACAACCAGUACCACAAGGACCGAUCAAGUUUGGACGCAGCAAGCCUGCUAAAUCCUCGUCACUACGAAGAACGAUCAAGAUCAACGAUGAUAACGACGACACACCAGACACCAACGGCGAUGCAGCCAAACCUGCGUCAACUGGUACAAGCACGGAACCGGGUGCGGCGGAAGAUGAGGAAGACACUGGUGUGCCGCUCGUAGUACGGCCUGGCUUCGGUCGCUCCGCCUCCAGCAAGAAGAAGCGCGUCCCGAAAGUCUCAUUCGGAGCCAGCGAAGACGACACAGAAGACGGCGGCAAUGACACGACAACAACCGCCAGCAGCGACGUGGCCAGCGCACCCAGCAAGAAAUCGCUAAGCCAACGAGUAGCCGAGAAGAACGCGCUACGCAAAUCAGCCCUGACCGCACGAUUCGGCACCUUUGGCGCCGACGAAGAGAAGCCUCGAUACAGCAAAGAGUACCUCGAAGAGCUCCAAAGCUCCACGCCAGCCACACCACAGAACCUCGCGUCGCUAAGUAUCAUCGACGAUGACGACGACGACAGCCUCAAAGCUCAGCCCGAGACGUCUGCGCCUGGAACAGGGACAGGGACAGACGACGCGAUGGACCUCGACCCCUCCGAGCUCGACGGCGCCAUGAUCGUACCAUCCCGCGACCUCCCCCUAGCGCGCACCGGCGAUGCGGGCCCGUCAGCAGCAGCAGCCCACAUCCUCAGCGAAGCCGAGAUCCGCGAGCGCAAAGAACGGCGCGCGCGCCUGGCCAAGGAACACAAUUUCAUCUCGCUCGACGACUCCGACCACUCGGACAACGACGACCGAAAACGUGUCACACUAAGCAACCUCAACAAAAAGCCCAAGAAGUCCGAAUCGCGCCUGAUAGCCGAAGACGAAGACCUAGGCGAAGGCUACGACGAAUUCGUGACGGACGGUUCCCUAGCGCUGGGCCGCAAAGCCGAGCGCGAAGCCGCCAAGCGACACCGGCAGGAGAUGGCAGAGAUGAUCCAGGCGGCGGAGGCCGGUUCAGAUGCUGAGAGCGACGACAGCGAGGCGGAGCGACGGGCUGCGUACGAGGCCGCGCAAAGGCGAGCGGGGAUGGACGGGCUGCAGAAACCGGAGGAUGACUUGAUGGAGAUUGACGAGGAAAGAGGGGGAGUAAACCAGAUUCCCAAGAUGAAACCGCUUCCGGAGCUGGGCGAGGUGUUGGCAAGGAUGAGGGGUCUGGUGCAAGGGUUGGAGGAUGAGGUGAGCAGACGGAAGGCGAGGAUAGAGAGUCUGGAGAAGGAAAAGGGUGAGAUAUUGAGCAGGGAGACCGAGGUGCAGGAGAUAUUGAAUCAGGCGGGGGCCAAGUAUCAGGCUGUUAUGGGUAGUGCUGGUGCUGGUGCUGGUGCUGGCGCCGGUGCUACUGCUGCCAGUGCGGCGGCGACGGCCGCUACGAGUGCCGCUGCUGCUACGGGGGCGAGCACACCUGGUGAUACCUUCAGGUUUGUCAUGCAAUCGCCUUUGAGGCCAUUACCGCCUGGGUUUGCGGCAGAUCUAGCUGCGACUCCAAGGGAGAGGGGGUUGGAAAGCCUUGGGACGCCAACGCAGGAAAAGGGGCCUGAUGAUAUGGACACCGAGAUGGCGAUGUGA